Messenger RNA from Cynocephalus volans (Philippine flying lemur), 3318 nucleotides. RefSeq names its product GEM interacting protein (gene GMIP). Gene Ontology annotation, biological process: negative regulation of GTPase activity; activation of GTPase activity; signal transduction. Gene Ontology annotation, cellular component: plasma membrane. The transcript is spliced from 21 exons. Gene Ontology annotation, molecular function: GTPase activator activity. Lineage: Eukaryota; Metazoa; Chordata; Mammalia; Dermoptera; Cynocephalidae. The coding region runs from base 6 to 2912 and encodes 968 amino acids. The record is from RefSeq and is a predicted model, not a curated record.
UAGCCAUGGACGCGGCGGAGUCGGGACUCCCCCCUGCUCCUGAGGGUAGGAAGAGGUAUAGUGACAUCUUCCGGAGCCUGGACAACCUUGAGAUCUCACUGGGGAACGUGACCCUUGAGAUGCUGGCUGGAGAUUCUGUACUCUCAGGAGACCCAGAGCCUGACAAGGUCCCCACAACCACUGUGACCAGUGAAGCCAGCAGUUGGAGUGGCCCCUCCCCGGAGGGUCCUUCAUCCCUCACAGGGGAGGAACUGGACUUGCGGCUCAUUCGGACCAAGGGGGGUGUGGAUGCAGCCCUGGAAUACGCUAAGACCUGGAGCCGCUAUGCCAAGGAGCUGCUGGCCUGGACUGAGAAGAGAGCCAGCUAUGAGCUGGAGUUUACUAAAAGCAUCAUGAAGAUUGCUGAAGCUGGCAAGGUGUCCAUCCACCAGCAGAGCCACAUGCCGCUGCAAUACAUCUACACUCUGUUUCUGGAGCACGACCUCAGCCUGGGAGCCCUGGCCAUGGAGACCGUGGCCCAGCAGAAAAGAGACUACUACCAGCCCUUAGCCGCCAAACGGACCGAGAUUGAGAAGUGGCGGAAGGAGUUCAAGGAGCAGUGGCUGAAGGGGCAGAAGCGGAUGAACGAGGCUGUGCAGGCGCUGCGGCGCGCCCAACUCCAGUACGUGCAACGCAAGGAGGACCUGUGGGCGCGCUCGCAGGCGUCCCCUGAGGACCCGGCCCCCCAGGCCUCGCCAGGACCCAGCAAACAGCAGGAGCGGCGGCGGCGCUCGCGAGAGGAGGCCCACGCCAAGGCGCAGGAAGCCGAGGCGCUGUACCAGGCCUGCAUCCGCGAGGCCAACGCGCGGCAGCAGGACCUAGAGGCCGCCAAGCAACGGAUCGUGUCUCACGUGCGCAAGCUGGUGUUGCAGGGGGACGAAGUGCUGAGGCGGGUGACCCUGGGCUUGUUCCGGCUGCGCGGGGCGCAGGCGGAGCGUGUCCCCUGUGCCUUUGCCGCCCUGGCCGAGUGCUGCGCGCCCUUCGAGCCGGGCCAGCGUUACCAGGAGUUCGUGCGGACGCUGCAACCCGAGGCCCCGCCGCCCCCACCGCCCGCCUUUUCCUUCCAGGAGUUCGUGCCCGCUGUGCACAGCUCCCCUCUGGACACCAGAAAAAAGCUCUCGGGGCCCCUGCCUCCGAGGCUGGAUGAGAGUUUGGCUGAGCCAGGCCCUUGGGAGGACACAGGCACAGGCUGGCAGGGCACUCUGGGCCUCACUCCCAGCGGCAGCGAUGUGGACAGCGUGGGUGGUGGCAGCGAGUCUCGGUCCCUGGACUCUCCCACUUCCAGCCCAGGCUCUGGCACGCGGCAGCUGGUGAAGGUCCCAUCUACAGGCACCGAGUCUUCAGAUGACUUUGAGGAGCGAGACCCUGACCUGGGAGAUGGGCUGGAGAAUGGGCUGGGCACCCCCUUCAGGAAGUGGACACUGUCCAGUGCUGCUCAGACCCACCGGCUGAGGCGGCUGCGGGGCCCUGCCAAGUGCCGCGAGUGCGAUGCCUUCAUGGUCAGCGGGACCGAGUGCGAGGAGUGCUUUCUGACCUGCCACAAGCGCUGCCUCGAGACUCUGCUGAUCCUUUGUGGACACAGGCGGCUGCCAACCCGGAUGCCCCUCUUUGGGGUCGACUUCCUGCAGCUGCCCAGGGACUUCCCAGAGGAGGUGCCCUUUGUGGUCACCAAGUGCACAGCUGAGAUAGAACACCGCGCCCUGGGUGUGCAGGGCAUUUACCGGGUCAGUGGGUCCCGGGUCCGCGUGGAGCGGCUGUGCCAGGCUUUUGAGAAUGGCCAUGCGUUGGUGGAGCUGUCGGGAAACUCACCUCAUGAUGUUUCAAGUGUCCUCAAGCGAUUUCUGCAGGAGCUCACCGACCCCGUGGUCCCCUUCCACCUCUACGAUGCCUUCAUCUCUCUGGCUAAGACCCUGCAUGCAGACCCUGGGGAUGACCCCGGGACCCCCAGCCCCAGCCCUGAGGUUAUCCGCUUGCUGAAGACCCUCUUGGUACAGCUGCCUGACUCUAACUACAACACCCUGCGGCACCUGGUGGCCCAUCUGUUCAGGGUGGCUGCACGGUUUGAAGAAAAUAAGAUGUCUGCCAACAACCUGGGCAUUGUAUUUGGGCCAACGCUGCUGCGGCCACCAUGUGGUCCAGGGGCAGCCGGUGCCAACCCUGUCUCCUGCCUGCUGGACUCUGGGCACCAGGCUCAGCUCAUUGAGUUCCUCAUCAUUCAUUAUGAGCAGAUCUUCGGGAUGGACGAGCUCCCCCUGGCCACUGAGUCCCUGCCCCAAGACCCCAGCCCAGCCUCUGGGCCCCUCACGUCCAGCCCCCAGCUGCCACCCCCACACCUUGUCCCAAACCCCCAGCCCCCAGCCCUAGCCUCGGACCUCAGUCCAGAUCCCAUGCCCCACAGUGCCCUGGAGAAGCAUCUCGAGGCCACGCCCCCUGAGAUUCCAACUCCACAGAGUGAACAGAGAGAGGAAAUGGAAGAUGCCACAGAUGGACGAGGGGAAGCAUCCAGCCAAAGCCCCGAGGACUCACUCCUGGGAACACAGUCCCGUGGCCAUUUCAGCCGCCAGCCGGUGAAGUAUCCCCGGGGAGGCGUGCGACCUGUCACCCACCAGCUGUCCAGCUUGGCCAUGGUGGCUUCCAAGCUGUGCGAGGAGAACCCUGUCAUAUCAGUGCCCCAAGGGAGUUUGCGGGGUUGGGGUCCUGGUCCUGCUGUUGCCUCCCCUGAAGGCAGCCCCCUGCGCCGUACCCCAUUGCCCAAGCAUUUUGAGAUCACCCAAGAGACAGCCCGGCUACUCUCCAAGCUGGACAACGAGGCUGUGCCCAGGGCCACCUGCUGCCCAGACCCCCAGCCUGAGGAAGCCGAGGACCAUCUCUGACCACCUCACCACUGUAAGGGACCCAGCACUGAGAAGAUGGACCCAUUUCUCCCCACCAAUCCCUACCUGGUGGCCAAACAGGCCAAGAGUUCACUGUUGGCAGAGCCCAGAGAGUUCCUGUAAGGAGAGACUACUCGGCCUGGGGGAGGCUUAAAACCCUUUUUGGAGCAAUGUCCCAAGAUACUCCCACCAGACACAGGUGACUGCCAAACAUCAGGGCCACUCAGGCUCAGAGGUCACUCAGUGACAAUGCUCAGGGUCAGUACAGGUCAUGAGAACCUUGGGGUCCACCCUAGUUUCUAACCCUUCGGACAGGGAUGCCUUUUGCUACUUUGGUUGUGGUCACUCCCCCACCCCCACCUGCCUCCUUCGCUGACUCCAGGAGACCCUUCUUGGAGGAGGUGGG